UGUAGGCGUCUGAGAAUUAAUUGUAGGCAGUGAUCGAGAGGCUUAUCACAAUUGAAUCUUCGCGUUGCAAAGAACGGCGGGUGGACAAGUUUCGCGGGACAAGACGCGUUUCUGAUUUUUAUCAUGACUUCUCGAGUAGGUAUAAUCCGCGUCAGCCGCCUUGUUCUCUUGGCACGUACGCCUCGUGACAUUUUUUCCUCUAUUAACAUGAGUUUUCGAAUGGCCACGAUUAGGGAUCGUCUGCGCUAUAUUCGCAGUGACGUUAAGUUUGCGAAGAUGAAUCAGACGAUUGAGGAUCAGUGACGUAACGAUGAUUAACGAACGAUGACGAACACGAAUUUUAAGGCGUGAUACGGAUUUAACUGUCUUUCAAGUUAAAAUUUUUACUUCUUGCGAUAACAGGCAGGCAGCAAUGUUCUCUUACAUAAUCAACUACUAUAAAUAGAUUCAUUUUUGUAAGAGUUAAAUGCAAGCCACAGGGGAGGAAGAAAAAAAUAUGGGGAGAGUAGAGGUGAUUUUUAGGCCUUGCGAUAAGCAGCGGGUGCGAUGCGAUGGGUGCGAGUGAUUCACCACGUAGGUGCCACCCUACCAGCGGUUGCGACGAGUACGGCGAAGCGCGAGAACGGUAUACGCACGGCAAAAUGGCGUUUGACAACGAUGGCUGACGAGGAGGACGAGGAGCGGCGGAGGUGAAUAGUAAGUCCGUGGACACCUCUCGCGAUCCCCUCGCGCAUCAGUUCCCUCCCCAACCCCUCGUUUAAACGCAGUUAUCUUGCUCGUGAGCUAGUGAGCGGCCGCUCGUUAUCGGCGAGCAAACAAACGGACCCCUCCGUUGCCUCUUUUCACUCGAUAGCCAGAGAUUCUCGGCUCGUCUUCCUCCUCUCUUUCGUCAGUUUUCCGUCGAAAACAGGGAAAAGUAUAAACGUUCACGCUCGGCGACACCGGCUCGGUGUUGCCUCGUACGUGCUCGCACGAUUUAUUUUCACUCCGUUGCUCAUUCGGUUUCGCGUUGGGAACCAUCAGACAGGUGUAGUGCGUCCGCGUCAUCGGGGGUGUGUAGUGAACGUUCAAACUGACAGGCUUGAUGUUCAUACAUGUACUUCGAGGUGCUCGUCCUUCAAUCUCCUCCGACAAUCUUUCGUUAAAGGACGCGAUGAAGGAGACGUUGCCUAAGCAGGACAUGAAACGCGAGUGGGAGGAGAAUCGCGGCGAAGAGAGUUCGCCACGAAUGAUCAAGACCGAGGAGCAAUCGGUCGAGAGUUCCCGGACAGUGAUCACCUCGAGGAGGCACGUGCGCACGAUAACGACGACCGGCCACAUAACAGAGGCCGUUGCCGAGCCGGAACCAGAUUCGCCUGAUUCUAAAGCUAUAUCAGUUGGUCUCCAACUAGAAUCACAGCAGGAGCAAUCUGAUCAACAAUCUCGUGCGCGCGCUUAUCAGGAAGAGUCACAGCAGGAUCAAGGGUGCAAAGAACUGUCGCCGCAAUUCGUGCAUAUUUCGCAGGCAGACGCGGAUAUACAACAGCAGCAACACCGUUCAGGCGAACACAUCGUUUAUAUAACUGGUCAGAUACAAGUCGAAGAACCGAAAAACGUGGACCCUGGCUUGAUUGUGAAGGAAACUAGGUACGAGACGUCGGAGCCCGAAAGAACAGACACGGACCGGAUGUACUACUCCGCGGACAGUCAGCAAUUCCGGAAAGAAAAUCACGGCAUAUCGGUUCAAGGGCAGGAAAGGCGGGUUCAAUCCGGGAACAAUCAUCACAGAUACAGUCCCCGAGAAGGGGUACAGUCUACCGCUGGAAACGGACGACCGUAUCACCAGGGUUCUCCGGUUCUCGUACCAACCACCGAGGAGUACGGUAGCGCGAUAGUCUCGCACACGACAGAAGCCGUGAGCAUUCAGUUGGACUCAUCUGUGGGUCCUGCUUACUCGCCACCGAUCAGCGAUAAUGGUCUUCGAACGGACCCGUCUAACGGGCAACAACCUCCCCAGCAUCAUCAGCAACAUCAAAUGGUCAGCGGUUACGUGAACACCAGUGGCGCAGGGAAUAUCAAGUAUGAAGCAGAAGCGAAUGUGGUGGCAACGAAUGCUGUCCCUUUGGCAACUGCUGCCGACAGCAUGAAAGUGUCGUACACCACUUUGGAGACGGUUCCCAUUCCGCCGUCGCAGGCGGUUCAGUAUUCGCAGUUCAUAAGCGGCGCCGAGACGUACCCACAACCACCCAGCUACGCUUAUACGAAGCCUGGCGACCAGGUGAUCCUCACAUACCACCAGUCUUCGUUGGCUUCUCGCGUGGGUGGGGUGGAACCUCCUGGAAGUGCGUACAUAAAGGGAGACCCGACGUUGGCGUCUUCUCUGGGUAACUCGCGAGGGUUGUCCUUCCAAUACGAGCAGCCGGGCUCGCCAGGGUCUCAGGUGCCUUUAUACACCGGGACCACGUACCAUUAUGCGAAACCAGCGACGUCGGCCGAGUAUUGGUCAACCACCGAGACUCCGUCACCGCCGUCGUACGAUUAUCAAAACGUGACAGCGAUCCCCGUCGGCGAUGCGGCGAACAUGCAGCUCUACUCCGGCGGCGCGUACAGCGUCUCGAGCGGAGGCAAUACGGGUCCGUCCCCGUGGCCCGGUUUGCCAUCGUUGACCGGCGCUGACGAUGGCUUCGAAGAUUCCAUAAUGACAGAAGCGAAAGAGUGUCCUGGCUGUGCGUCUCCUGCUAUAUGGAGGAGAGACGAGACCGGCCAGUUCUACUGUCACGGUUGUAAAAUGAAUGGAGUGAGCAGACCAGUGAUGAGGGGCAGCAAACCAAAGCAACCUAUACCACCGACGAGCGUGAGGAGGACGGGCGUCCAAUGUGCAAACUGCAGGACCAGCAACACAACUCUCUGGCGGCGGAACAACAACGGAGAACCUGUCUGUAACGCGUGCGGUCUCUACUAUAAGCUACACCAGGUAAACAGGCCACUCAGUAUGAAGAAAGAGGGAAUCCAGACGAGGAAGAGGAAGCCAAAGAAUCAUUCGGGAAUCAGCGGAAAUUUGGCUGGGCCCAGCGGUAUACCCAAGACCGAGCUUAAGUCUAACUUACUCGUGGACUCGUUGCAGUUGAACGUGUACGGGAGCGGUAACGGGGGCGGGAUAGGGGCAGAUAUCAGACCGGAGGCCGAGCCGGGGACAACCGGUAGGGAUGCGAGUAAAGGUAGAGGGAACGGAAACCGGGGUGAGACCGGAAACGCGUUGGGAACCGGCGAACGUCAUCCGUCCGUAGGUACACCAUUGGCUCAUGCGCAUUCGCCCCUCGCUUUGCCCACCGCCGCCGCACUCAAUCGACAAACCACCCUUACCGUGCCACCGCUAGAGCCAAUCGUUAGUCAUGUGGCCAGCGACAUGAUCUCGGUCAUAACUUCGACCACUGCAGUUCACGCCGAGAGAGUAUAGCGUAGCGCGUAAAGUAGAAAUGGAAGAAGAUGAAGGAGACCGUCGGGUAGAACACAUGGCGCGAUGUCAGCGGCUGCUGUCGCAGUGAAAGGGCAGCCUCUUUACCAACCAAGGAUUUACCCACCACGCAAUAAGGACCACCGCUGUCCUUUUUGAACUGAACCGAAUUGACCCGCUGCAAUUUGAUCCUCUUCUCGCGAAUUCUUUUUAUUUAUUCCUAUGUUGGAAAAUGCGUGGCCGACGCGCGCGCGACUCCUGCUUUAUCGGUUGCGCUUGAUCAUGCCGACGCGAUUUCAAUUUCGCGCUAGACGGCUUCGCCCUCUUCAGGUUCAAGAGGAAACGGAACGCGCGCCUCGGACGCCGUUUAUCAGCCACCUUAAUCUCCUCCAUCCUCUCGUCCUCUCAUUUCUUUCAACUCUUAAGUAUAUAAUAAAUACGCCUUUGUUCCUCUCUGUCUGUUCCGAAGAAUCUUACGCAUAUCGCGCGAGAUUCUUGCCUGUUUCGUUGUAAAUACACGUCGUACCGCUGCCUUCCUUCGCGUACACCCACGCAGGCACACGCGUUCGUGCACUUAAACAGUAUACAUGUAUGACACGCUGAUGUAUUUACGUGCGGAGGAAACGAGUACACGUAGGUGUGCAGCGAGGCGCAUUCUCGCGAAGGGUAACGCGUAUUCGCGCUUGGAUAGGAGCGCGUCCGCGUAUAAGAUAAACAUAAGUAAGAAACGUGAAAAGAUAAAAGAGAGAAAGGAAUCUAUUUAUUUGCUGGAUGCGACCACCGCGUCCGGUCGCGCAAUUAGACAAUUUUUUCGAAUCGCAUGCUACGAGUCUGAGUACUCGGUUUGUACAGGCUAUGUAUGUACGAGAUGUUUGAAUAAAACGACUGGACCCGAUCGUUUAAAACCAAGGGAAACGAUUCCCAUUGAAAUGUCGAUGUACACGGUGGCAGCGGAGUCCAUUCAGUGUACGCGUUUAUAUCGGACUCAAGUAUUGUAUUCAUCCCCACUAGUUCUCGAAACUGGCUUAGCCACGGAAUGAAGAUCCCAUCCACUGUAGACUAUUGCUAUAUUAUACCCUUUAACACAUUAGAUAAGCUUUCUCCACGCCUCAA
Molecule: messenger RNA, 4546 nt
Organism: Ceratina calcarata
Lineage: Eukaryota; Metazoa; Arthropoda; Insecta; Hymenoptera; Apidae
Product: transcription factor GATA-6
Exons: 7
Coding region: 1085-3436 (783 amino acids)
Biological process (GO): positive regulation of transcription by RNA polymerase II; cell fate commitment; negative regulation of transcription by RNA polymerase II
Cellular component (GO): nucleus
Molecular function (GO): zinc ion binding; DNA-binding transcription factor activity, RNA polymerase II-specific; RNA polymerase II cis-regulatory region sequence-specific DNA binding
Source: RefSeq, a predicted model, not a curated record